GCCGCGGCGAUGAUGGUUCACUGUGCGGGCUGCGAGCGGCCCAUUUUGGACAGGUUCUUGCUCAACGUCCUGGACCGGGCCUGGCACAUCAAGUGCGUCCAGUGUUGCGAGUGCAAAUGCAACCUCACCGAGAAAUGUUUCUCCCGGGAAGGCAAGCUGUAUUGUAAGAACGACUUUUUCAGGAGAUUCGGCACCAAGUGCGCCGGGUGCGCGCAAGGCAUCUCCCCGUCGGAUCUGGUGCGGAAAGCUCGGAGCAAAGUCUUCCACCUGAACUGUUUCACGUGCAUGGUGUGCAACAAGCAGCUCUCGACGGGCGAGGAGCUGUACAUCAUCGACGAGAACAAAUUCGUCUGCAAGGACGACUACCUGAGCUCGGCCAGCUUGAAAGAAGGCAGCCUCAAUUCAGUAUCCUCAUGUACCGACCGAAGUUUGUCUCCGGACAUCCCAGAUCCAAUGCAGGAUGACACAAAGGAGACUGACAAUUCAACCUCCUCCGAUAAAGAGACCACAAACAAUGAGAACGAAGAACAGAACUCUGGGACCAAACGGAGAGGACCCCGGACCACCAUCAAAGCCAAGCAGCUGGAGACCCUCAAAGCAGCUUUUGCAGCCACCCCUAAACCCACCAGGCAUAUCCGGGAGCAGCUGGCUCAGGAGACAGGGCUCAACAUGAGAGUCAUUCAGGUGUGGUUCCAGAACCGACGGUCCAAGGAGCGGCGGAUGAAGCAGCUGAGCGCGCUGGGAGCCCGGAGGCACGCGUUCUUCCGGAGUCCCCGACGCAUGCGCCCGCUCGGGGGGCGCUUGGACGAAUCAGAGAUGUUAGGCUCCACCCCUUACACUUACUAUGGAGAUUACCAGGGCGACUACUACGGUCCGGCGGGCAACUACGACUUCUUCCCUCACGGGCCCCCCUCGCAGGCUCAGUCCCCCGCCGAUUCCAGCUUCAUGCCGACCUCUGGGGCCGGCUCUACCCCGCUUGGACCUCUGGAACCCCCUCUCCCCGGCCACCACGCUUCCGAGAACCAAAGGUAUACGGAUAUGAUCUCGCAUCCGGACACGCCCAGCCCGGAGCCCGGCCUCCCCGGCUCGCUGCACCCCAUUCCGGGAGAGGUCUUCAGCGGAGGACCCAGUCCCCCUUUCUCCAUGUCAAGCUACAGCGGGCCUCUCUCGCACCCCAACCAGGAGCUCAACGAAACGGCCGUGUGGUAGAGCGCCCCUAGCGGAGGAGGGCGCGCCUGACCGGCCCCCACCGGACCAAGCAAGCCCUUUUGUCAAAACCCCGGUCCGCUCCGUCGGGGGCGAAACUCCAGAACCAAAAGCGCCACCGUGAUGCCAAAUCGCGCCUCGCCAGACCUCCUUCCGGAGGGGGGCGCUCAAGGACCACGCGCGGCCCACUGCCUGGCCCCCGGUGGGCUCAGUGGGGACGUUUGGACAGGCUCGACGCCCCUCUCCCUUGCAGCGCCCAGAGGUGGCCCGCCUUCUUUGUUCGAGGAACCUCUGGCAGCGAAUCUCUGGAACUCGCCAACUCCUUGGACCAAAGGUUGGACUCGCCUGUUUCAUAGACUGAAGGAUGUGAGAAGGAGAAGGGGGAAGACCCCCGCCCCCCAAUCCAGGAUUGCGUCUUGGGUUUUUGUUUUGCUUUUGUUUUGGGUUUUGUUUUGUUUUUGUUUCUUUGUUUGCUUUCCUAACUCAGAAAAAAAGAGUACCAAUUUAUUUUAAUUAAAAAGGUUUAAUUUGUGUGUGUUCGACGGUGGCAGGAAAGGGACUUUUGGAAAAGGUUAUUCGGAAGAAGGAAGGUUUCAUCGGUGAUACGUCGCCCCCUCGUGGUAAGUGCUGGAACGACUUGCAGGACUUAUUUAAAUAUGUUCGGAGGGACGUGGGCAGUGGUGUUUUUGUUUUAAUUAUUAUUAUUAUUAAUAUUAUUAUAUUAUUAUUAAAGUUAUUAUUAUUUUGGCAGAAUUAUAACCACAGCUACCAAUAAAAAAAACCCUAUGUCACUAGCAAACACCAAUCCGGUCCAAACCUUCCUUGGAGGCAACGCCUGUUUAAGGAUGUAUUAUAGUUUUUUGCUCCUAGUUUCUUUAUUUUGUAUAAAGAAGAAACAAAUAAAGUAUGUUUUUGUGUUUAUUGGUUAUUUAUUGUACCUUAGUAAUCUGAAAUGUCAAUUUACAAUGGA
Messenger RNA from Rhineura floridana, 2176 nucleotides. It is a transcript of the gene LHX5, whose product is annotated as LIM homeobox 5. The record is from RefSeq and is a predicted model, not a curated record. Gene Ontology annotation, molecular function: DNA-binding transcription factor activity, RNA polymerase II-specific; RNA polymerase II transcription regulatory region sequence-specific DNA binding. NCBI's taxonomy places the organism in Eukaryota, Metazoa, Chordata, Lepidosauria, Squamata, Rhineuridae. Gene Ontology annotation, cellular component: nucleus. The coding region runs from base 10 to 1209 and encodes 399 amino acids. Gene Ontology annotation, biological process: regulation of transcription by RNA polymerase II; neuron differentiation. The transcript is spliced from 5 exons.